This is a messenger RNA of Caenorhabditis auriculariae, 2394 nucleotides long. Lineage: Eukaryota; Metazoa; Nematoda; Chromadorea; Rhabditida; Rhabditidae. The record is from the annotation of a GenBank genome assembly.
AUGUUGAUUUAUGGAUUUUUGUUCGUUUUGUUAUGUUUGAAAGCCGACGCCGAUAACGUCUGCCCACCAGAUGCCAUCAUUUCAGGCGAUGGUCUGACGUGAGUUUCAUUUUUUCGAAAACUUUAAGCUUGAAAAUUGCAGGUGCUACACACCGGUGAACAUUCAGAAAGAUUGGCAGACUUCUCAGACGAUUUGCAGUUUGGUGGGAAGUUUGGCCCUUCCCAAGAACGCCAUCGACAAUGCCGUCAUUACCGGCGUGGCUUCAGGUGAUUUUUCCUUACUUCAUGAAUUUCAGUAGUUAGGUUUUUCGAGUCAGCCCCACUCAACGAAGUUCUAAAAAUAUCACUUCUAGCCUCACUUUAUAGUGCGUUCCGCGCGAGAAGGUCACGUUUUGAAAAGAAAAGAAGAAGUUACCGUCAAUACAAACUUUUGCUCUACAAAACUACUAAAAAGUCAGCAAAAUACAGAGGUCUUGAAGCGAAAAUGCUCAAUUUUGAUCUGAUUUGGUAUACGGUAUUUUUGGCGGAAAGGAAAGCAUGCGCGGAAUGGGCUAUAACCAAGGCCAUGCGGUUCUAAAAAAUCAAAUAAUCCUCAAUAAAUCAGAUUUUCGAGAAUUUUGUUGAAAAUCAAUCACCAUUUCGACGAAAAUCAACCGUCUUCUGACAUCUUUUCUGAUUGAGUGACAAAGACCCGAAAUUUCGGCUGAAAAAAAAAAUUAGUUGACGGUUUGCAAUGCGAUUUGAAAAUUUUAAAAGGAUUGACGAGUUCAAGGAAAGAAGAAUUCAUAUUUGAAAGUAUUAAAAAUCAAUGCUCUGACGCAAGCUUUAAAAUCAGACGGACUUUAAAAAUAUCCCAAAAAGACUUGAUUAGAAGCAAAAGAUAUGAAAUCUUGCGAGGAUUUUCUUGAGGUUUCAGAAACUUUUCUACAAAGUGUCUGGAUUGGUGCUGUGAUGACCAAUGGCAUUGCUACUGAUAUCCACGGAAACCCGCUCAAAUACUCGAACUGGGCGGGAGGUUCUAAAUACUAUUUCUUUGAUUUUUUACCACCAAUAAAACUUUCAGGACAGCCACUUAUCACCGCGACAAACACGGGAGUCAUGCUUGACUCUUCCACUGGCCGCUGGUACACCUCAGCCAGCGCCAACCCUUCGGUUUGCAUCUCAGACUCCAGAAACUGCACUUCGACACCAGUUGUCGCUAAAAAACAACAAAAAGCUGCAGCUGUUUCUGCAACUCCGCCACCGAGGUCUUAUCCUAGCUGUAUGGAUAAAUAUGGAGGUGAAGAUUUUAUUUAAUAUUUUUGUUAUGACUGAACUUUAUCGGCCAACUUGAUGAAACAUUUUAAAUUUCAAGUUUCGAACUUUCUUCUUUUUUUCGGGCUAUGAAAAAUAAUAUUGAAAAAGGCGGAAAAAAACGGUCAUCUAAUCUUUGAUACAAGCACAACAAAAAUUACUAUUUUUUUGAAAAAAAUCAAACUGAAUGACUGGCUCAGGAGCCCGAUAUCGUCGAAUCCAUUCGAUAAUAUAUUUUACGAAAAAAACUUAUUUAAAUUUGAAAUAAUUGAUACCUUGCCAUGGAUUCUGGCCCUCAUGAAAAUUGAUUGGAAAAAAAUAUCUAUUAAUCAAAAAACUUCAAUCUAGCGAGUUUUUCGAAAUGAACUCAAUAAACGGAACUGUUGAAAGAAAAACCAAAUCUGAGCUAACUCGAUUGAAGAAUUCAAACCAAAACCCUGUUUUCGUGAAAACCACGUGAUUUUUUAUCAAUUCAUGAAAAAAUGUCUUGCUGAUGCGAGUUUUGAAACUUUUAUUCGAAUUUUCAGCUGCCAGUGCUUGUGCGUCCGGCUGGACCUACUGCCCCUACACUUGCGCCUGUUACAAGGUCAUCAUAAAUUUUAAUAAAUACAACUUUUCAAAUUUAGGUUCUCGGUGUUUCCUACUACAGCUCGGCAGAAACGACCUGCCAACAGUUGACCGCCAGAAACUCGCACCUCGCUUCAAUUCAUUCUGCUAAAGAAGCCACUUUCGUUGCAGGUCCGAAAAACUUCCAACAUAAAUCAUAAAAUUACGAAUGAAUUUCUAGACUUGGUUCGCUUCAACACUACAGUGGAUUGGGGCUUCCACGGAAAUGCACAAGAUAAUGCCAUCAUCGGCCUUUAUAAUGGUGCUUGGGCUGAUCAUACUGAAUAUUCGGACAAUGAAAUGCGCCCGAUUUACGCCCCUGGCGGUCAAAGCGGCGGACUUUAUGGCCAGGUGAACAAAAAUCAACUAGAACCAUUAAAAAAUAUUCAACUUUCAGAUUAUCACCUUCGAUCCACCUGGCUACUACAGCUACGUUCAAACUUACGACUGUCAGAACAAUGCUUGUCGCAACGCUGUUUGCAAAUACUUCUUAUGA